This is a messenger RNA of Ustilaginoidea virens, 216 nucleotides long. RefSeq lists its product as uncharacterized. Lineage: Eukaryota; Fungi; Ascomycota; Sordariomycetes; Hypocreales; Clavicipitaceae. The transcript has a single exon. The record is from RefSeq and is a predicted model, not a curated record. The coding region runs from base 1 to 216 and encodes 71 amino acids.
AUGACUGAGACGACAAGGGCCUCGAUUCGCGCCAGCGCAGCCCGCGCUUGGAUGAAGCCGCGCUUGGAUGAAGCCGCUUCAACUCCGUACCGCCCUCAAGCUCGCAUUUAUCUAAUUCGAUGGGCGUCAACCCGCUUACCGCUAUGGUUGCCGAGUACGCGCUGCGGGAUCAAGGACUACACGGAUCAGGGAAUGGAUAAAAAAUGCUUUGCUUAG